Anopheles nili is the source of this 4027-nucleotide messenger RNA. RefSeq lists its product as uncharacterized. Lineage: Eukaryota; Metazoa; Arthropoda; Insecta; Diptera; Culicidae. Bases 1 to 3876 code for a protein of 1291 amino acids. The transcript has 9 exons. The record is from RefSeq and is a predicted model, not a curated record. Gene Ontology annotation, molecular function: 2 iron, 2 sulfur cluster binding; oxidoreductase activity; FAD binding.
AUGCUGUCAACACUCGGAAGCUACAUUUGGGGCAGUUCGGAAGGUGAAAGCCCCCUCACAGAAGUUACCUUUACCAUCAACGGAAAGACUUAUACCGUCGAUGCACGUACUACUCCGAUCGACACCUCCCUGAACUCGUUCAUCCGUAACAAUGCCCAUCUAACUGGCACCAAGUUCAUGUGCCUCGAGGGUGGCUGUGGCGUUUGCAUCGUGAACGUAAAUGGUGUCCAUCCGGUGACGAAGGAGAGCAAAUCAUGGGCCGUCAAUUCGUGCCUGUUUCCGGUGUACGCAUGCCAUGGGCUGGACGUGAAAACGGUGGAAGGAAUAGGCAACCGAAAAGAUGGCUACCAUCCGAUCCAACAGCGCUUGGCGCACCUAAACGGUACCCAGUGUGGGUACUGCUCUCCCGGUAUGGUCAUGAACAUGUACAGCCUGAUGGAGGCGAACCGUGGUGCGAUUUCGAUGGAGGACGUAGAAAACGCAUUCGGAGGUAAUAUCUGCCGUUGCACCGGUUACCGGCCGAUUUUGGACGCGUUCAAGUCGCUGGCUAUCGAUGCAGACGAAAAGUUGCUCGAUGCCUGCCAGGACAUCGAGGAUCUGACGCGAACGUGCCCGAAAACAGGCAGUCCGUGUGCGGGAAAAUGUCCGUCCGCAGCUGAACGAGUCGAUCAUAAGCGACCGGUGCGCUUAUUGUUCCAAGACGCGAAAGAAUGGCACCGAGUCACACAAAUGGCCGACAUCUUUACGAUUUUCGAUCAGAUCGGUAACAAACCGUAUAUGCUGGUCGCCGGUAACACCGCUCACGGCGUUUAUCGGCGAAGUCCGACACUGCAGGUGUUCAUUGACGUAAACGCCAUCGAAGAGCUGCACAGCCAUUCCGCUGAUUCCAACGGCCUGGUAGUUGGAGCCAACGUAUCGUUGACGGAAUUUAUGCAAAUAUUAGAUGAGACGGCAAACAAGUACCCGAACCUUGCAUACUGCAAACAGCUGGAAAACCACAUCGACUUGAUCGCUAACGUGGCUGUACGGAGUGCUGGUACGAUCGCGGGAAAUUUAUCCAUCAAGAAUCAACACCACGAGUUCCCAUCGGACAUGUACCUGAUCCUUGAGACGGCAGGGGCCCAGUUGACCGUAGUGGAAACCGGCGGGAAAACAACGCUCGUUUCACCAGCCGAAUUCGUGCAGCUGGACAUGCAGAAGAAAGUGCUGAAGUCGAUUUCGUUGCCGGCGCUCGAUGAGACACGGUACAAGUUCCAAUCGUUCAAGGUGAUGCCUCGAUCACAGAAUGCACACGCGUACGUUAACGCAGGCUUUCUUACGAAGUACGCCGAGGACAGUGUUACGGUGGAAUCGAUUAAGAUUUGUUUUGGUGGCAUCAACCCAGAGUUUACCCACGCGACAGCGACGGAAUCGUUCCUAAUUGGUAAGAACAUGUUUGACGGUGAAACUAUUCAAGCGACUAUGAACAAACUGAACGACGAAAUCCGCCCAGACUGGGUGCUUCCGGAUGCAUCCGUCGAAUAUCGCAAAAGCCUAGCCCUGUCUCUGUACUACAAGUAUCUACUGAGCGUUGCUCCAGAAGGUACGGUGCUAGUAAAGCCAUCCUUCCGUUCUGGUGGAACCAUGCUCCAACGAGCACUUUCAUCAGGCCAGCAAACGUUUGACACAUACGAGCGCAACUGGCCGCUCACGAAAAACAUUCCGAAGAUCGAAGCUCUUGCUCAAACAUCCGGAGAGGCCAAAUUCACCAACGAUCUGCCACCACAGCCAGGCGAGUUGUACGCAGCCUUCGUUAUCGCUACAAGACCUCACACGCGCAUCGGAAAGAUCGAUGCCUCCGACGCUCUGAAAUACCCCGGUGUGGUGGCGUUCUACUCCGCUAAGGACAUCCCCGGAACGAACAACUUUAUGCCGGCCAGUGUAGGUAACCAGGAGGUCGAAGAGGUGUUCUGCAGCGGUGAAGUCCUGUACCACGGCCAGCCAGUCGGUGUGAUCGUGGCGGAAACGAUGAACCAGGCAAAUUACGCAGCCACCCUCGUCAACAUCCUGUACGAACGCAUGUCUCAGAAUCAACAGGUCUACCCAACGCUCAAGUCGCUGUUUGAUGAUCAAACGAAAACGUACGUGUUUGAUGAACCGAUCGCCACCACUCGCCGUGGAGGCAACUACCGCGUGAAGAUGUCGGCUGCCCGAAAGGUAACCGGUCGGUUCGAGAUGGCCGGCCAGUAUCACUACACGAUGGAGACGCAAACGUGCGUUUGCGUACCGAUUGAGGACGGAAUGGAUGUACACAGCUCGACGCAGUGGGUCGACCUCUGUCAGAUAGCGAUCGCGUCUAUGUUGCAUGUUCCGGAGAACAGCCUCAACUUUACCGUGCGCCGCUUAGGUGGAGGUUACGGGUCGAAAAUUUCGCGCUCCUGUCAAAUUGCGUGUGCCUGUGCACUGGCCGCUUACUUGCUGAACCGUCCCGUGCGUUUUGUGCUGACGAUCGAGUCAAACAUGAACUCCAUCGGCAAACGGUACGGCUGCAUCACCGACUACGAGGUGGACGUGGAAACGAACGGACGCAUCGUCAAACUGAUCAAUAACUACAUGCAGGAUUACGGUGCCUCGCUGAACGAGUCAGUUGGUGAAGCGACAACGGAGUUCUUCCCAAAUUGCUACGAUAGCAAGGCGUGGAAGAUCGUUGGCAAAGCGGCAAAGACGGACGCACCCAGCAACACCUGGUGCCGAGCACCUGGCACUACGGAGGGUAUUGCGAUGAUCGAGAACAUCAUGGAACAUCUCGCCUGGGUGCUGGGAUUGGAUCCGUUCGAGGUUCGCUUGCUUAACAUGCCCGAGGGUAGCAAGAUGCGUGAGCUGGUGCCUCAGUUCCGAACGGAAGUGGAGUACGAUCGACGUAAGGCGGAGAUCGAUCAGUUUAACGUGGAAAAUCGCUGGCGCAAGCGUGGCAUCGCCAUUUCAUUGAUGCGUUAUCCACUCGGGUACUUCGGAGCACUCCACGCACUGGUGUCGAUUCACGCUGGAGAUGGAACAGUGUCAGUGACUCAUGGUGGCAUCGAGAUGGGGCAAGGCAUGAACACCAAGGCGGCCCAAGUGGCCGCAUACGUGCUAGGGUUACCACUGGAGAAGAUCAGCGUGAAACCAACGUCCAGCUUGACCUCUCCGAACGCGAUCGUGACCGGUGGAAGCAUGACCAGUGAGGCAGUGUGUUACGCUGUGAAGAAGGCGUGUGAGAUUCUUCUCGAGCGCAUCAAACCCGUUCGUGAUGCUCACAAAGACGUUCCCUGGGAAGUUGUCACUCAGCUUUGCUACGCCGGCAAUGUGGACCUGUGCGCCACGUACCAGUAUCGAGCGUCGGAGCUAAAACCUUACAUCAUCUGGGGUCUAAGCUGUGCUGAGCUGGAGGUCGAUGUGUUGACCGGUAACGUGCAGCUGCGCCGUGUCGACAUCCUGGAGGAUACCGGAGAGAGCCUAAGCCCCGGUAUCGAUGUUGGCCAGAUCGAGGGUGCGUUUAUCAUGGGUGUCGGUUAUUGGCUGACCGAGGCACUCGUGUACAACGCCGAGGAUGGUGCGCUGCUUACGAAUCGCACCUGGACGUACAAACCUCCAGGCGCCAAGGACAUUCCGGUCGAUUUCCGGGUGCGUUUUCUGCAAAAGAGCACCAAUCCAGCCGGUGUGCUACGCUCGAAGGCGACCGGUGAGCCGGCUCUCAACAUGUCCAUCGUGGUUCUGUUUGCCUUACGCAAUGCUUUAAGAGCGGCACGAAAGGAUGCGGGUCUGACAGAUGACUGGAUCCCGAUGGGCACCGCCAACACUCCGGAUCAGGUCCACGUGUUGGCGGGAAACUCGAUCGAGCAGUACAAAUUAAACUGAUAUUUCGGUCUACGGCUAGCUGGUGCAGAUACACCCUUAUCCACACGCGUUCCCAUAUACCUCAGGGUUUAAAAAACCGACAUUGUUUCGUUUUUUAUUAACAUUUUAGUGUUGUUUACAUAACAAGGUGCUGGUGGUAUUAUAUGGCUAA